Dermatophagoides pteronyssinus (European house dust mite) is the source of this 159-nucleotide messenger RNA. RefSeq lists its product as uncharacterized. The record is from RefSeq and is a predicted model, not a curated record. Lineage: Eukaryota; Metazoa; Arthropoda; Arachnida; Sarcoptiformes; Pyroglyphidae.
GCACGACCAGGUAGCCUGCGAACCCGGCGAGCCCGUACAGCAGCACGAACCCCGGCGAGACGGCCAGCGCAAACGGUGUGCUCUUCGCGUCGAGCUUCAAAGUCGAAGCCACGGCGCUUUGGUGUUCGCCGCCAAAGUUGCCGAGCGCAACGAAGUUGA